Molecule: messenger RNA, 957 nt
Organism: Effrenium voratum
Lineage: Eukaryota; Dinophyceae; Suessiales; Symbiodiniaceae
Source: the annotation of a GenBank genome assembly
AUGCCUAUGUCCAGCCCAGCACCUGUGGCUGCUGCGCCAAUGGCAGCAGGGCAGUCCACGGGUGACAAGUUCCAUGGCAUCAAGUUCGAGUACAGCAAGCAGCAGGAUGCCUAUGCGGACCUCCAGUACAUCAAUGACGUGGGCUACUUGCCGGAUGGCACGCCCAUGAACCUGGCCGGCAACGCCGUCAACCACCCGGAGACCAUCCAGCCGGACCUGCACAACCCUGGCUCUCCUUUGCCAAGGGCCAACUUUGUGAACUCCAUCGGCUACCUGCCAGACGGCACCCCAUUGAACAGGGCCGGCAACGCCAUCAAUCACCCGGAGACCAUCGGUCCCGACCCGCAUACGCCUGGUUCGCCUCUGCCCCCGUCUGUGUAUGCGGCUGAGACUGGUUACUUGGUAGAUGGCACUCCCCUGGAGCUGGCUGGCAACGCCAUCAACCACAUGGACAUGUCUGCAGGUGCGCCUUCUGCGCCAGCUGCUCCUGCACCGGCUCCUGCGGCAGCUCCUGCUGCAGCCCCGGUGCCUGCCAUGGCAACGGCGGCCUUUGUCGGCGCGGAGACAAAGGUGAGGCGCCCGAUUGGCUUUUCCUAUGCAUUCCAACAGGAUGCGUAUGCGGACCUGAAGUUUCAGAACGAUGUGGGCUACCUUCCGGACGGCACCCCCAUGAACAGGGCUGGCAAUGCCAUCAACCACCCGGAAAACAUCCAGCCUGACCCUCAUGCGCCCGGCUCUCCUUUGCCCCGUGCCAGCUACACCAACGAUGUUGGCUACCUGCCGGAUGGCACCCCAAUGAACGCGGCUGGCAAUGCCAUCAACCAUCCAGAGACCAUCGGACCUGACCUGCACACGCCGGGGUCGGCUUUGCCACCCUCGGCAUAUGCCGCAGACAUUGGCUACUUGGUGGAUGGCACGCCCAUGGCUGAGGCUGGCAACAACUCCAUCCCGCGUUGA